AUGGCCGUUCCUGAUUGUGAUUAUGCUUCUUUCAAGGUGAAGGACCUUCCAGAUCUGAUUCUGUUUUGUCGAUCAGGUGAAAUCUACACACUAUUUCUCAGUGUGUGCCAGAAAGCCUCCUUAGUUGAUGGUAUCAUAGUGAAUACCUUCAAUGAUUUGGAACCAGAGGCCAUGAGAGCUUUACACAAGGGUUCUCAUCCUUCUUGUUCUAUUUUUCCGGUUGGACCCAUCGUUGCUCAACCCAACCAAAAUCAAGAUGAGAAGAUUCAUGAAUGUGUUGCAUGGUUGAACCAUCAGCCAUCGAAAUCUAUGUUAUAUAUAUGUUUCGAGAGUGGUAGAACACUCUCUCAGGAGCAAGUGAAUGAGAUAGCAUUUGGAUUGGAAUUGAGUGGACAAAAAUUCUUGUGGAUAUUUUUAGAGGUGAGGGUGGUCGGCGGUGAAAAGAGGAGAAGGGGGCACUGCGGCUCUAGGGUUGCUAGCGGCGGCGAAGCAGGGGCGGGGUGGGUGCGAAGGUCCUCUGGUCGGCAAGACCGAGACAGGAAAGUAGAGAAGGAGGGGUGGUCACUGACAAGGGUCUCUGACGCGGUAGGCUCUGGUUUGAAGCCGAUGGUGAUGGUGGCAAGGAGAAGCUGGUGCGGUGCUCCUGGGAUGGCGGAGGUCCGCGAUGUUGCUAGCGGAGAAGGGUGA
This is a messenger RNA of Arachis ipaensis, 687 nucleotides long. Lineage: Eukaryota; Viridiplantae; Streptophyta; Magnoliopsida; Fabales; Fabaceae. The record is from RefSeq and is a predicted model, not a curated record.